Molecule: messenger RNA, 537 nt
Organism: Amaranthus tricolor (Joseph's coat)
Lineage: Eukaryota; Viridiplantae; Streptophyta; Magnoliopsida; Caryophyllales; Amaranthaceae
Exons: 4
Coding region: 1-537 (178 amino acids)
Source: RefSeq, a predicted model, not a curated record
AUGAAAGCAGCCCAAGAUAUACAAAAAUCGUACAACGAUCUCCGACGUUGGCCUGAUGAAUUUGAAGCGGGUGACAAGGUUCUACUUCGUGUGUCUCCAAUGAAAGGAGUAGUUCGCUUUGGUGCUCGUAGAAAGUUAAGCCCACGUUUCAUAGGUCCUUAUGACAUUGUGGAGAAAGUAGGGAAGUUAGCCUAUCGGUUAGCAUUGCCUAAUGCUCUGGGUAAGGUGCACGACGUUUUUCACAUUUCUCAGUUGAAGCGUUACGUCGCAGCCUCUUCUCAUGUCCGUAGUACUCGUCGGAGGGAUAUCACCAUGGUUAAAGUAUUAUGGUCCAAUCACCGCUCACAAGAGGCAACCUGGGAGACGGAAGACUCCAUGCGAGGGAAGUAUCCUCACCUUUUCUCUCAGUAUGUGAUGGAUGUUCACGAUGUGUGUGGUAUACUAGGUGUGGUUGUAAUUUGUAGCGAUGGCGAAUCUGCGACGGACUAUACUUCAUCACAUUUGCGACGACCAUUUUUUUGUCGUCACUCUAUCUGA